AUGAAAAUUGGCUCACAAGAAGUUGGGGUUCUUGGAAUUUGGGGUAAGGGAGGAAUGGGUAAAACAACCUUAGCUCGUGCUAUAUUUGACCAAUUUUCCCACCAGUUUGACAGUUCUUACUUUGUAUCAAAUGUGAGAGAGGAAUCCAAAAAGAUUGGAUUGACUUGUCUGCUUGAAAAAACUAUCUCUGUCCUACUAAAUGAUGGAAAUCUUACAAUGAUAGAAAGCCCCAACACUCAAAGAAGGCUACGUCGAAUAAGAGCUCUUCUUGUGCUUGAUGAUGUAGACACCUCCCACCAAUUACAGUAUCUUAUUGAAGAAAAUCUUUUAUUGGGACCAAGCAGUAAAGUCAUCAUAACAAGUAGAGACAGACAUGUUCUUGUUAGUGGAGGAGUUCAAGUAGUGCAUGAGGUGAAAGAAUUAAAAAUGGAAGAAUCACUUCAACUUUUCUGUUGGCAUGCUUUCAAGCAAGCUUAUCCCAAAAUGGGGUAUGAAAAUUUAUCAGCACAAGCAAUUCAGUAUGCAAGAGGCGUUCCCUUAGCAAUAAAAGUUUUGGGUUUAUAUUUGAACUCUAGAAGUACAAAAGCAUGGGAUAGUGCCCUCAAAAAAUUCAGAAAGUAUCCUCAUAUGGGAAUUCAUAAUGUAUUAAGGGUGAGUUAUGAUGGACUUGAUGUGCCAGAACAAAGGAUAUUUUUAGAUAUUGCAUUCUUUUUUAGGGGAGAAAGAAAAGAAGAUAUUAUAAGGGUGUUAGAUGCUUGUAAUGACUUCUAUGCCUAUUGUGGAAUAGAUAGCCUUCAAGAUAAAGCUCUCAUAACUAUUUCAAGAGACAACAAAGUAGAAAUUCAUGAUCUAUUACAAGAAAUGGCUGAAGAAAUAGUUCGUGAGGAAGCUAGAGAGCAUCCUGAAAGACGAAGUCGAUUGAAUGAUGUAAAUGAAAUUCAAGAUGUAUUGAAAAAUAGCACGGGAACUGAUGCAAUUGAAGGCAUUACACUGAACCCAAAGGAAUUUAGAAACCACUUGCACUUGAGUGCUGACGCUUUCAAAAAGAUGAGUAAUUUAAGAUUUCUCAGGAUUAGUUCCAAGUUAAAAGGAGGUUAUACCGUGCGGUUUCCUUUUGGUCUAGAGUCAUUUUCUGAUGAGCUAAGAUAUUUUUGUUGGGAAGAAUAUCUUUUGGAGUCUCUACCAUUGGGUUUUUGUGCAGAAAAACUUGUUGAAAUCCAUAUGGUUUGCAGCAAUGUGGUGAAACUAUGGGAUGGUGUGCAGGAUCUUAUGAAUUUGAAGACAAUAAAUCUCAGCUUUUCCUCAAAGUUAAAGGAGCUGCCUGAUUUCUCAAUGGCACAAAAUCUUGAAAUACUGGACCUCCGAUAUUGCAAAAAGUUGCGUAGCAUUCAUCCAUCUCUCUUAUCUCUUCCUAAACUUGUUUCUUUGAAUCUAGCGGGGUGCUGCAAACUAAAGAAUCUUCAUGGGGACACCCCUUUGAAAUCUCUCAAGCAUCUCACGCUGACUGGCUGUAUUGCUCUCAAGGAAUUUUUGGUGGCAUCAGAAGAAAUGAGAAUUUUACAUUUGAAUAAUACUAGUAUCAAAACAUUGAACUUGCAAGUAGGAUGGUUCAAUAAACUGGAAGAGCUACAUAUCGGUUGGCGUCUCAAGAGCUUUCAAAUAAAUGAGCUAAGAAGCUUGACAUCUCUGAAAAUAUUCUUUCUUUCUAAUUUUACAGAAGGAAUUGACAAAUCAAAAUUACUCAUUCUGUUUGAUGCCUGGCAUUCUUUAGAAGAACUGCAUUUGAGACGCUGUGAUGUUGGUGAAAUCCCUGACAAUAUCAAUGGCCUGUCAUUAUUGAAGAUUCUGUCACUACGACGGUGCAGCUUGAGUAGUUUGCCUAAUAGCAUCAAGCAUCUUUCAAAGCUGAGAGAAAUUGAUCUGGGAGAAUGCAAGCAAUAUGCAACAACUACUCUUGUGAGCUUAAAGUCUGUUACCCAGGAAGCACAAUUCCAACGGGCUUAA
Molecule: messenger RNA, 2004 nt
Organism: Neltuma alba
Lineage: Eukaryota; Viridiplantae; Streptophyta; Magnoliopsida; Fabales; Fabaceae
Product: disease resistance-like protein DSC1
Exons: 4
Coding region: 1-2004 (667 amino acids)
Biological process (GO): defense response
Molecular function (GO): ADP binding
Source: RefSeq, a predicted model, not a curated record